AUGUCUGCUUCUUCAUCAUCUUCUCUCAAAAUUGAACACCUCCUUGGAUUGCUUACUAUUCGUCUUACUGAUGAUAAUUUUCUUAAGUGGAAUUAUCAAAUUGAGUCGGUUCUGGAAGGUUACGAUCUCUUUGGCCAUUUUGAUGGCUCUGCUCUUCCUCCGCCCAAAUUUGCGAUUGUUGAUGAAGAGGGAGUGACAUCGGAAGUCACUGCUGCUUAUAAGGAUUGGAUGCGCACUAAUAAAGCUCUUCUCAGUCUUCUCAUUGCUUCUCUCUCUGACGAAGCAAUUGAGUAUGUUAUUGGCUGUAAGACUGCCAGGGAUGCUUGGCUUAGUCUCACCGAUCGUUAUGCGUCGGUUUCUCGUGCCAGAAUCAAUCAUUUGAAAACUGAAUUUCAGACUGUGCAAAAAGGUGGAGAUUCCGUUGAUCGAUUUCUUCUUUGUCUCAAACAUCUGCGUGAUCAGUUACAUGUUGCUGGUACUAAGAUUUCUGAUGAUGAUUUUAUCAUUGCUGCAUUAAAUGGUCUACCACCUGAAUACGACAUCAUCAAGACGAUCUUGAUUGCUCGUGAUACGCCAAUCUCGUUGAAAGAUUUUCGUGCUCAGUUACUGGCUGCUGAGCAAACUGCUGAGGCUCGACUUACCUCUCAUUCUGCUUUGUUUGUGCCUCAUACAUCUUCUGGCUAUGGGGUUCAGGGAGCUCACAGUGGUUCAUCGUCUGUCUCUCUGUCUUCAGGACAAGGUUUGCUUCCUACCCCGCCUUCUCAUGACCGGGUCCUUACAGGUAAUGCAUCUUCUAGACCUCCUUCGCUGUCUUUUGGUCCUCGUCCUAUUUCUCAUACUGGUUUUGGUCGAGGCAAGUUCAAUGGUGGACGGAAUUUUAGUUCUCCAACUCGUCCAAAUUUCAGAGGCAUUACUCCUGAUUAUCGAGGCCACAACACAUUUUCUGGUUCCAAGUUUGUUCCUGAAUGUCAGAUUUGUAAUAAAAGGGGUCAUACGGCUGUUAAUUGUUUCUUUAGGCAUGCCAAUUCUCAAUCUUCAGUUUCUACAGUGCCUGAGUGCCAAAUCUGUGGCAAGCGUGGGCAUGUUGCUUUGGAUUGUUAUCACAGGUCGAAUUACUCAUUUCAAGGUCAAGCUCCUCCUUCUUCCUUAACUGCUAUGACAGCACAGACUUCUUAUUCUCCUGAACAAGUCUGGAUUGCUGAUAGUGGAGCCACACAUCAUAUGGUGGGUGAUGUGUCUCAGUUGCAAAAUGUGACUCCAUGUGUUACUGAGGAAAAUGUCACAGUUGGAAAUGGGGAAGGUCUGAAUAUACUUCAUAUCGGCACUUCUAAUAUUCCUGGUGCUACAUCUAGGCUUACAAUGCCCUCUGUUUUUCAUGUUCGCUUCUCAAGGGAAAGAGUGAUCAUGAGGUUAGGAUAUACCACUAAUGAGGUUACAAAGAAAAUGUUGCAAGCUUCUACUAUUUCUGCUUCUGAUGAUCUUUCUUCAGCUAUCUGUUCAGCAUGUUUACAAGGCAAAAUGCAUAGGUUGUCUUUUCCUACUAGUCAUUCUAGAGCCACUAUGCCAUUUCAAUGUAUCCAUAGUGAUGUAUGGGGUCCCUCUGCUGUAAAAUCCAUUGAUGGCUAUAGAUAUUAUGUCAAUUUUGUUGAUGAAUGUACUAGUUUUAUGUGGCUAUAUCCCAUUUUUAAUAAAUCAGAUGUUUUUGGAGUUUUCAAGAAGUUUUAUGCUAUGCUCACAAAUCAGUAUGAUGCUAAAGUUAAGACAUUUCAAACUGAUGGAAGGGGUGAGUUUACUAGCACAUUGUUCACUGCCUUUCUUGAUUCUAAAGGCAUUGCUCAUCACUUGUCUUGCCCUCACACUCCUCAGCAGAAUGGGUUGGCUGAAAGAAAGAAUCGCCAUUUAUCUAAUAAAUAG
Messenger RNA from Prunus mume (Japanese apricot), 1914 nucleotides. The record is from RefSeq and is a predicted model, not a curated record. NCBI's taxonomy places the organism in Eukaryota, Viridiplantae, Streptophyta, Magnoliopsida, Rosales, Rosaceae.